CGCCCACAUGACCGGGUCACAUGACUGAGCGCUGUUACUACCUCCUGGUUCAGACGGUGUGGCGAGAAGGAGCGAGGCUAAGUGUUAGCUAGCUUCCACUGUCUUCACGGCCGACAUGAGUUUCUUAGGUGGUUUGUUUGGACCAGUUUGUGAGAUAGAUGUCCUGCUGAAUGACGCAGAGAGCAGGAAGACAGCAGAACUCAAGACUGAAGAUGGCAAAGUGGAGAAGCAUUAUCUCUUCUAUGAUGGAGAGUCUGUCUCUGGGAAGGUGAACUUGAAUGUAAAGCAAGGAGGAAAAAGGCUAGAGCAUCAGGGAAUCCGUAUUGAAUUUGUGGGACAGAUAGAGCUCUUCUCUGAUAAAAGUAAUACACAUGAAUUUGUGGACUUGGUGAAAGAGCUGGCUUUACCUGGGGAACUGGCCCAGAACCGGAGCUAUGACUUUGAGUUCAUGCAGGUGGAGAAGCCCUAUGAGACCUACACUGGCGCCAAUGUCAGGCUAAGGUAUUUCCUCAGGGUCACGAUGGUCCGUCGUCUCUCGGACCUGGUGAAGGAGUAUGAGCUGAUCGUCCACCAGCUAGCCACCUACCCAGACAUCAACAACUCCAUCAAGAUGGAAGUCGGCAUAGAAGACUGUCUCCACAUCGAGUUUGAAUACAAUAAAUCUAAGUACCACCUAAAGGAUGUUAUUGUUGGAAAGAUCUACUUCCUGCUGGUCAGGAUCAAGAUCCAACACAUGGAGCUGCAGCUCAUUAAGAAGGAAAUAACAGGAAUCGGACCGAGCACCACGACAGAAACAGAGACUGUUGCCAAGUAUGAGAUCAUGGAUGGAGCACCUGUUAAAGGAGAGUCAAUCCCCAUCAGAUUGUUCCUGGCAGGGUAUGACCUCACACCAACCAUGAGGGACGUCAACAAAAAGUUUUCUGUGCGUUACUUUCUUAACCUGGUGCUGGUCGAUGAAGAAGACAGAAGAUAUUUUAAACAGCAGGAAAUUGUCUUGUGGAGGAAAGCUCCGGAGAAGCUGCGAAAAAGAAACUUCCACCAGCGCUACGAGUCGCCGGAGCCCCGAACUGAUCCUGUCACUGCAGAGCAACCCGAGAUGUGAACUGAGAAUAAUCUCAGACCAGAUCUUCAUCGACGUGUGCACGGCACUCUGCCGUCUCUGGACUGACAAACCUUGACAUACGUGGACACACAUCUUUCCUCAUCAUUUAAGCUCUGCGCAGCUUCACAUGCAAGCGGUGCUUCACACCUGGUGUCUCCUAAAUCUUACAAAACGAUGAGCCCAAGCAUUGAUGCAGUCUUUUAAACGGCUAACAAAAAUCCCACCAUACAAUUUGAUGAGUUCAAUUACGACUAGAGUUUGCUUGUCAUGUGCACUUCUGAUAUCGAUUCUGGCUCCAGUACUAAAUGCACUGGCCACAGCAACAAGAAAUAUUUAACUGUAAAGUCGCCGCAGUGCACUCGACAUCCACUUAUAUUUGAGAAAAAAAACUGUGGUUGGUUGUUGAAAGGAUAAGACGAGCUGCUCUGUUUGACACGUUUGGAACGGAAAUGUGCAAAAAUUGAAGUUUUUUUUUUUUAUUGUUUACAUUGGGUUUAUUGUGCUAAAGCAGUUCAAAAAUGCAGAAUUCGCUGUUGAAUGUUUAGAAUGUAGUUUUCAAGGAAUUUGCUCAAUGCCUCAUAGGUCAAACGUUUUGUAAAAAAAAAAAAAAAAUCUCUUCUCUUUUGCACCGUACAUUUCACCUUCACCUGAAAGUGCUGAAUAUUUAUGUAAUGGAAAUCAGAAGUCACAGCCAUAAUUCAAGUCAGACUGAAGUGACGCUUCAAUUUUCGUUCAGGUUGUCAAACAAGACAUUCUGUUGGACUCGUGUAUUUAUUUAUAUUGCUUUCAAGAAACCGAUCUCUUUGUCACGCCGUUUACGGACACAUUUGGUCCUGAGUUUUGUUUUCAAGAAACUGAUAAGUCCUUGUGUGGUUGUCACAGCAAAGCAAUGUCGACAGACUCUCAGCCACUUUCUCUGUGCUGUUGUCAUUCUAAUUCAAUGACUUCACUGGGCCUGGUGACGGCAGCCUAUUUUCUCACCUUCUGUGAUCUGUGGUCAGGUUCUUCUGCUGCUCCAUGCUUUUCAAGGGAGAUUACACUAAGGACCCAUGCACAACGUCACCUCAGUGACGCACACUAUGUUUGAAAUGACACUGUUAUAGUCUUUUAAUUCAAAUCACGUUGUGUUAUAUUCCGUUUGCAUUUUCUUCGUCGUCUUUCUUUGAUGUCUUCAAAUCUUUCUCCUUGCUGUGAGGGGGUUUUCUCUGUCAUGGUUUAUUUUGUGCUCUUUGGCCUUUGCUAUGUUAAUGAAGAUGUAUACGGAAACGCCAAAUCAUCCGCCCCUGUCUUAUCUAUAGCAUGAUUCUCUUUAGCCAAUGUCUCACUAUGACAUGGAUGGGUGUGUAUGGAGUGUACACCGACUCUGAAUAUAAAGUAUAAAUAAAUUGUGA
Synchiropus splendidus (mandarinfish) is the source of this 2493-nucleotide messenger RNA. It is a transcript of the gene vps26a, whose product is annotated as VPS26, retromer complex component A. The coding region runs from base 116 to 1102 and encodes 328 amino acids. NCBI's taxonomy places the organism in Eukaryota, Metazoa, Chordata, Actinopteri, Syngnathiformes, Callionymidae. Gene Ontology annotation, biological process: retrograde transport, endosome to Golgi; intracellular protein transport. The record is from RefSeq and is a predicted model, not a curated record. Gene Ontology annotation, cellular component: retromer complex; endosome. The transcript is spliced from 9 exons.